AUGACUAGUUUAGACGAUACAAUAAUAUCGUACCAGAAUUUAAUGUUACUGGAUAACAUGACCAAUUACAACAAGCCAGCUAUUGACUACUUCCAUCAUGAGUUUAGUGAUGCGAGUUUGGAAAUGCCGGCCUCUUGGACACUACUGUUGAAAAUGCGUAAGCACAAAUUACUUCGACUCCCGAGCUGUUCCUCCGAAGACUCGCUGGAUUACAAUAUGUACCUCGUCAGACUACACCACUGUCUAUGGAGGCGUUGGUCUAUAAACCAUUACGGUUUGCAAAACUCCAAGUCAGACCCGCUCUCUAUCAACUGGAACAAGGAAACCGACGUAACCGUGCUGUAUGGUCCGGAUUUGACUAACAUAAAUAACGUUGAAGACAAAAUGUGGCCUACACAGCAACCGAGUGGACAGAAGCAACCAAAGAAUUUAAAAUCCGCAUUGAAAAAAAAUCCAGAAAUUAUAUUCGAGGAGGAAAUCAACCAGUUCAACACACCAGACAACAACGAUGUUCUAGGACAGUUCGAAGAUAUCUCAUGCGCAUCAUCUGUGGACUCUCACACAUCAUCUAUUUUCGAUCAACAUUCUACAUGUACUAAGGCCUCUUCAAUAAAUGAAGAUGUAGAAGACUUUGAACUAGAAGAAAAAGAACGCCUCCCCAGGAAAUUGAAGUUCAACGAAGCUGUGAUGAGAAGAGACAUUGAUUCUAAAGGCGCAAUUCACGAGUCCCUUGUCAAUAUAAACGAUGUACAACGUCCUCGUCAUCAUCGCCGUCACCAUCAUCGUCACCACCGCCACCACCACCAACAAACCCCCCGCACCGAUGAAAGAAUAAAGAAAACAUAUUCUGAAUUCGACAACUAUUCAUUCGGCGCCAUGGAAGAUGAUGACAUUUUCUAUAAAAACCAAGUUGUUUUCUAA
Molecule: messenger RNA, 921 nt
Organism: Saccharomyces eubayanus
Lineage: Eukaryota; Fungi; Ascomycota; Saccharomycetes; Saccharomycetales; Saccharomycetaceae
Exons: 1
Coding region: 1-921 (306 amino acids)
Biological process (GO): protein catabolic process in the vacuole; cellular response to glucose starvation
Source: RefSeq, a predicted model, not a curated record